Molecule: messenger RNA, 2937 nt
Organism: Aspergillus alliaceus
Lineage: Eukaryota; Fungi; Ascomycota; Eurotiomycetes; Eurotiales; Aspergillaceae
Product: putative dynein intermediate chain
Exons: 3
Coding region: 151-2208 (685 amino acids)
Biological process (GO): transport along microtubule
Cellular component (GO): cytoplasmic dynein complex
Molecular function (GO): dynein heavy chain binding; dynein light chain binding
Source: RefSeq, a predicted model, not a curated record
AUGUCAUCCGCCGACCCGGACUCUGGGCGCGGGACGGGGAAGUCAGCGAACUAACGCGCAUAACAGAGUAAAUAAAGUACACUUAGAUUUCCCCAACUGACUUGACUUGGUUUGGAUGGAACGUCAGCCCAUCGGCUGCCUCGAUUCACCAUGUCAUCGGCAAUGCAUCAGCGAAAGGCGGAGAUCCUCGCCAAAAGAGCAAAACUUGCCGAAUUAAAACGGCAGAGGGAGUUGCGCCAGAAGGAGUUCUCGCAAAGUCGGGCCAACAGCGGUGAUGCUUCCGAGGUUGUGUCGCCGGUCCCCAGUCGUGCCGAUAGUAGAGCAGAGCUUGAUGACUUGAUCUCACGUCUUGUGGACCGCCCUGGGUCGGCGUCUAUCAGCCACGCAGAUGGCCCCUCGCGCAAAGGGAGCAGACCCAAUUCAGUGAUCAGCGCUAGUCAAGUCAGCGGGGACAAUAAUGAGGCGUUUAGUCCAACCGCGCGACCACUUUCACAUUCGAUCGCCGUUCAAACCGUCGGUGCAGAACCGUAUCCUACAGCACCACCCCCUGAACCAAAACCAGAAAUUGUCACCUACAGCAAAGGAGUACAGACAGACGACUUAAAUCAACCUCCAGAUACAUCAUCGGUCGAAUCGGAAGAGGAAGAUGGGCAGGAUCCUACGGGUACAGGCAUACGGUUGAGCAAGAAAGAACGCGAACGCGACGAGGAGAUCCGGAAGAAGCUUCGCAAAGAAAUCGAGGAGGAGUUGCAAGCCACCCAUCAGAAGGCAGAGAACGAUGCCGAGGCUGAAGUUUCGAAACUACGGUAUCCAUUGCGCACACUUGACGCCGAUGAAUUGAAGGCCGUGACUUCUUCCGAGGAUUUCCUGGAUUUCGUGGAACGUUCCGCAAAAGUAAUUGAGCGGGCUCUUGAUGAGGAGUACGACGUACUAGCGGAUUAUGAACUUGGGGGGGUUGAUGGCGAUGUAGAGGACGACGACGAACAUGGAAAGAAAAGGAGAGGCAUUAGAGAGGUUUGCCAAUUCUGGGAUGAGCGAUGGAGCAAGAAGCGCAUGAUCAGCGACGUCAGCUUUUCUCCAAAGUUCCCAGAGCUUGUUUUGGCUGCAUACACUAAAAACCCGUCUGCCCCCCAUGAACCGGAUGGCCUGGUUCAGGUCUGGAACCAACACCUUCAAUCUCGCCCCGAAUAUGUAUUCCAUUCCACAUCCGAUAUUCUGGCGGCCAAGUUCUCUCCAUUCCACCCCAAUCUUAUCGUCGGCGGUUCAUAUUCUGGUCAGGUUCUACUUUGGGAUACCCGGUCAUCGCGCGCAGGCGGCGGUGCACCAGUGCAGAAAACACCCUUGACUGGCUCUGGGCAUACCCAUCCCGUCUAUAGCAUUUCGAUCAUCGGCACGCAGAAUGCCCAUAAUAUUCUUACUGCGUCUACGGAUGGCGUGGUUUGCGGCUGGACGGUUGACAUGCUUUCUCAGCCUCAAGAAUAUCUCGAACUGUCUACUCCGCCGCCAUCUAAAACCGAGGAUCUCGCUCCCACGACCAUGUCGUUCCCACAGUCCGACCCGACGUUCUUCAUCGUCGGCACUGAAGAAGGAGGGAUUUAUCCCUGCCAUCGUUAUGACCGAGCUGGUGCUAAGGCCGGUACUGACCACCGUCUCGCGUACCGUGGUCACGCAGCCCCCAUUAUGUCUACUGCGUUCCACCCGGCACGAGGCCCAGUCGAUCUGGGCGAUUUGAUGCUGAGUUCUAGUCUAGAUUGGAGCGUGAAACUAUGGCGCGUGCGACCACCAGCAACGACUGCGCCGGCCACCUCUGCCAUCGCUGCAACGCAGGUUGUAACGCCGAUUCUCGACAUCAACCGUGAGGACGUUGUCUACGAUGCACGGUGGUCUCCCCACCGGCCUGGAGUUUUCUCCCUCGUCGAUGGUACUGGAAACCUCGAAGUUUGGGACCUCUACACGGACACGGAAGUACCAGUUGUGCGGACCACGCCGUCCAAGGGGCGCGGAGGCAUCUUGACCCGAAGCCUCAACAAGGUGGCCUGGGAGGAGCGUGAAGGAAGACGUAUUGCGACUGGUGGGCUCGACGGAGUCAUCACCGUCUUUGAGGUAGGAAAGGGCCUUAGUGGCACCCCCGAAGAUGUGCCUGCCGAGGAAUGGGCCGGUGUUAAGCGACUGGUGGGGAAGCUGGAGCAAAAGGACCGGAUCAACUGAAGUAGUAAUUAAGCUCGCGACUGGCGUGGGUCGCUUCGUUUUUAUGGUCUAGCCGACGGUCAAUGUGGCUUGACUUCAAAAAUUUUACAUGGGAAGUAUCCGUAAGAUCGCGCAGUUGCCUCAACACGGUGGCUGCCUCCUUUUCUCUUAUCGAAUCUCCUUGCAUGGCGUCUUUAUUUAGCUUAUCAUAUACCCCUCGGGCAGCAGUUGAUGUAUGUAUGCAUUUAUCGGGACCAGGAAGUCGGGUUCUCUGGAUUUAUACUCGACCUGGCUUAGAAGGGCUCUGAAAUGUAAAUAGUUUACUUUCGCGAUGUGGGCGGCCCGUGGUGAUUCUUUGUAGUCUGUCCGAUGUUUGUCGAGCGAAACAAAAACUGCAUUUCAACCACGUGCCGUCUAAUGAUCGCCUUAGGCCGACGUAACCAGCUUGCUCAGUAUGUUUUCAAGCAGUACGAUUCUAAAUACAUGUCAAGAAUGGUGUGAUCAUGGUCAUACCCAAGUGGUUCCGAAUGUCACGCCUGUUACGCAGUGGUGACACUUGGGCAGCUCUUUUUACCAUAUCCUCAAAGCCAGACGACGAAAGGAAUUGAUUACCUGUAGGUGGGAAGGGAAGUGUAACAGACUCAUCCUGGAACUACUCCCAUAUUCAGUGGAGUGGAUCCAGGAAUUCAGAGUUCAAGACCCAUUCCAUUUUGGGAUUUCAAAGAGGUAUGUAUGCAUCGCAUCCAUGCU